AUGCCUAGAUCUUCUCCGCAUCUGCAGACAGACCGCAUCCGCUCCGGUACAACAAGCUUACGGUUGGAAGACCACGCGGGCGACUCAAACGAGAUUGAUCCUUCGACAAGCUACCAGUGCAGAGCUCAUCCCAAGGAGCUAGGAGCCCUCACCAACCUGAACAAGCUUUUGCUGGGCAACAACCCGCCUGAAAAAGACGGCGACGAACGAGUGACGCAGCGGCCAGCGACACGCCUCAAGAACUGGAAGGCACCCGGCCAUGACUCCCUCCCUGCCGAGUUGCUCAAGAUCGAUGACGACGAACCCUUCGUCCUGGGACACCUCCAUACCAUCCUCGUCAAGGUGUGGAACGGAGGAGAUAUUCCGCGAGAGUGGAAGGAUGCAACCAUCAAGGUGCUGUACAAGAAAGGUCACCGGUCCAACUGUAACAACUACAGGGGGAUUUCGCUACUAUCUCACGUAGGCAAGGUCCCCAUCAAGAUCAUCACCAACCGUCUAAGCGCCUUCUGCGAAGCCAACAACAUCCUCCCGGAGGAACAGUGCGGAUUUCGACCCGGGCGAUCCACCGUCGACAUGCUGUUCGUCGUGCGCCGCCUCCAGGAGCUGGGGCGGAAAAAGAUAAUACCGCUCUACAUGUGCUUUGUCGACUUGAACAAGGCGUAUGAUUCGGUGGACCGAGAGAUUUUUUGGAAGGUGCUGGCCAGGGCCGGGAUUCCCGCGAAGCUGAUCGAAGUCAUCCGCCAAUUCUACGCUGGAAUGCGGGCCCGGGUGCGCAUGGAUGACGGAGAACUAUCGGACAGGUUAUUCGUGACACAGGGGGUGCGACAAGGAGGAUGCGUANGAGGGCCGGGAUUCCCGCGAAGCUGAUCGAAGUCAUCCGCCAAUUCCACGAU
Molecule: messenger RNA, 893 nt
Organism: Ectocarpus sp. CCAP 1310/34
Lineage: Eukaryota; Phaeophyceae; Ectocarpales; Ectocarpaceae
Source: the annotation of a GenBank genome assembly